Pogoniulus pusillus (Red-fronted tinkerbird) is the source of this 3924-nucleotide messenger RNA. It is a transcript of the gene KYAT3, whose product is annotated as kynurenine aminotransferase 3. Gene Ontology annotation, molecular function: L-kynurenine:2-oxoglutarate transaminase activity; pyridoxal phosphate binding. NCBI's taxonomy places the organism in Eukaryota, Metazoa, Chordata, Aves, Piciformes, Lybiidae. The coding region runs from base 64 to 1665 and encodes 533 amino acids. The transcript has 16 exons. The record is from RefSeq and is a predicted model, not a curated record. Gene Ontology annotation, biological process: biosynthetic process. Gene Ontology annotation, cellular component: cytoplasm; mitochondrion.
GCGAGGAACCCACCCACGCCCUCGUGUGCCGGAUGCGGGGCAGGCCUUCACCUAUCUCGGACCAUGCCGUUUAAGAGUUCCGUGUGCCGGGGCGGGCUAAGAGGGAAGGGCUCUCUCUGCCCCCCGGGCCCGCCAUUUUCCUCGGGGUUCCCUCGCCCUCCCCCUGAGGCGCCGCGAGGGAGCGCCCGCGAGCGGCGGGAGAAGGCCCCCCCCCACCCCCGAGCUGGGCACCAGGUAUUUCAAGUUCUUGCAGAGACUGACCACACUGCAGUGAUACAGGCAUGCUUUUUGCUUCACGAAGCUUCUGUUGCCUUGGCAUUAAAACAUACCAACUACGAACAGAUUUGCUUUCAAGAUCCAUCAAACAUUCAGCUUCUGCAGUCAUCUUUUAAAGCUGCAAAGACAAUGACCUUCAGACACAAAAACACAAGACGAAUUGAAGGCCUGGAUAGCAAUGUGUGGGUUGAAUUUACAAAGGUAGCAGCAGAUCCCUCAAUUGUUAAUCUUGGUCAAGGCCUCCCUGAUAUAUCCCCUCCCAGCUAUGUUAAAGAAGAGCUGGCAAAGGCAUCAGCGGUUGACAGACUGAACCAGUACACACGAGCAUUUGGACAUCCAUCGCUGGUGAAAGCCUUGUCUCAAGUCUAUGGGAGAGUUUGUGGAAGGAACAUUGAUCCUCUCACAGAAAUCUUGGUGACCGUGGGAGCUUUCGGGUCUCUCUUCAGUACAAUACAGGCAUUAAUUGAAGAGGGAGAUGAAGUAAUAAUAAUAGAGCCAUUUUUUGACUGUUAUGAACCAAUGGUGAAGAUGGCAGGUGCAAAGCCUGUUUUUAUCCCACUGAGAUAUAAAAGUGAUGGAAACUCUGCAUCUAGUGCCAACUGGGUCUUAGAUCCUGCUGAACUUGCAAGUAAAUUUAAUUCCAAAACGAAAGCAAUCAUUCUGAAUACCCCUAACAACCCUCUAGGCAAGGUGUUUACCAGAACAGAGCUCCAAGUAAUAGCUGACCUCUGUAUUAAACAUGAUGUCCUGUGCAUCAGCGAUGAGGUGUAUGAAUGGAUGGUGUAUAAAGGAAAUAAACACGUUAAAAUAGCUCUGUUGCCAGGUAUGUGGGAAAGAACAAUAACUAUAGGAAGUGCUGGAAAGACAUACAGUGUAACUGGUUGGAAGAUUGGUUGGUCUAUUGGCCCUCAGAAUCUAAUUAAGCAUUUGCAAGUUGUUCACCAAAAUACACUGUAUACUUGCCCAACUCCAAUACAGGAGGCUUUGGCACAAGCACUUUGGGUAGACUAUAAACGCAUGGAUGACCCAGACUGCUAUUUUUACUCACUGUCUCGAGAGCUGGAAAGCAAGCGCAAUCGGAUGGCUCAGCUGCUUCAAGAAGUUGGACUAAAGCCUGUCAUUCCAGAGGGAGGAUACUUUAUUAUUGCUGAUGUUUCUGCUCUAAAUGUGGAUCUCUCUGACAUAGUUGAGGAACAACCUUAUGAUUAUAAAUUUGUCAAGUGGAUGAUAAAAUCUAAGAAGCUGUCAGCAAUUCCUCUUUCAGCAUUCUGUGGCCCUGAGACAAAAAGGCAGUUUGAAAAAUAUAUACGUUUUUGCUUCAUUAAGAAAGACAGCACAAUAGAUGCAGCUGAAGUGAUCUUGAAGAACUGGAAUAAACAGACAGCCUGAUUUUUUUUUUUUGUCUUCUCAAGUCUUCCAUCUGGUAUAAUUAUUUAAAAGUAGAAGGGGGUUAUUGCAAAUAUAAAAACAAAGUAUUUAACACAGUACAGAAUUAAUAUGAUGUUCUAAGUAACAUUGUGCUGCCACCUGCUGAGGAGUUAAAACAAUCAUUUACUGAAAUACGUUUUAGUGCUGCUCAGGAGUUUAUUUUUAGACUUUCCAAAAGAAUGUAUUCUUUCUUUAAAAAAAUCUCUGGGAUUCACUUACUGUAUUGAAAGACAAAAAAUUGUAGCACUCUUGUGUAAAACAAAUAAAUGGUACAGGUAUUUUAAAACAAGAACAAAGUGGCAGGUGGCUUUGAUAUGAGUAUAACAACUAGAUGUGAGGCUUAAAUAGCCUGCAGUGGAGGAAAGCUAAGAUAUACCUCACAUUUGAUAAGUACAGUGACUUUCUGCAUACCUAUGGACCCUGUCCAUGCACGAAUUUCAUAGCCUUAAAUAAACUGGUUUAGUUAAAUCAUUGCAGAGUUUAUACUGUGGACAAGACUGAAAAGUGCUGAGUGGUUACUAUUUUUCCACAACAGUCAUGUGUGCUUUUCUGAAGUUAUCCAGUCCUCAAUAACGUUACAAAAGCAGCAUCUAGAAUUGGAAUUCUAUUUACUCAUGUCUACCUAGUUAGUUAUUAUGUGGAUGGAUCUACAAAGCAGAAUAGAAGACUUUGCUUUAGAGGCGCCUUCACAGUCAGAUGUACAGUGACAUAUUUAAACCUAUCAUCAUUUUUUUUUGCCACGUUCACAAUAUUGGUAACUUCACAACAAACUUAUUUUAAACAUUCUAGACCAAGGAGGGCCACAGAGAGAUGGGCUCAACUAACUUUGUUUUAAGUUGAGUUGAUAAAGUGCUUUUGAAAAACAUUAUCAAUAUGGAAAAUUCCUUUCUAGUUGCCUUCUAUUUCUCUUGUCUCUGAGAUAUUUUUGUUUGUGGCUGGGUUUCCCACUAAUAGAGCCAAUCCAAGUAGGUAAGCUUUUAAGACUGUGUGUUUUAUUCUCCAUGUGGUUCUUAUAUUCUUCCCACAGGCCUUAUAGUAGGAAGUUUGAGCUAACUCGGUAACUAGUUAUGUAAAUACUUGACCUAUUAUAUGAUAUUAGCUGGAAUCUUAACUCAAUUCCAUCAGACUGUGACUAUGGCCAGGACCUAAAGGAAAGUAUAGAAGCUAGAUUCCAAGAACAGUUGCUUGGCCUUUUUUAAGUACUCCUUGGUCUUGGGCUUUUAGGAGUCCAGUAGUUAGGACUUUCAUAGUCUUUGUAGCCAUCUUGCACUGCUGUUCCCUGAUUCUCAGCAGAAGAUGACUGGCUGGUAUUGUUAAGAUGAUGUGUAAUCUUCAUGUAGAAAAAAAUCAAUGUAGUGAUUGAAAUAAUUUCAGUGAAAUUUCUGUAGUAGUUUUGUAUGAUAAUGUCUACACUAAAUCCAGGGGGUACUCUUUAAAAAAAAAAAGCUAUAUUUCUGAAAUCUGCACUGUAUUUUACAAGGAGUUUAAAAUCUGUUUAAGUUGCACUUGAGAGCUGUGCUGCUGCAGGAGCUGAGAAGGCAGUGCAACAGUCUAUUGAGCAACAUGAUAGUUUGGAAAAUGAAAAUGUAAACUAGUCUGUCAUUUUAAUUGAGAAGUAAUUUUCUUAUAAAAUUAAGCAAUUUUUAUGCAGCACAAAUAGGAGGAAAAAAGCAUAGGUUUCUAUGAAAUGUUUGUAUGAUUAUGUUAAUCAGAAUUUUCUAAUUUCUAAGCCUCUUAAAUGGUAUAAAAUACUUGAAUUUUAAUUUCUUAUCCUUGAAAGAGGUGAUUCUCAAUGCAGUUAAACUUUUUGCACAUAUAAUUAUUUUCAUCAUUGUUACAUAGAAAAAGUUCUAAAGAUCUUUGCAUCAUGCUUCUCUUUAAGAUAAUAGCUGCAGAGAGCUUCCUAUCUUUAAAAACCUUGCUUCUAUAAUCUAAGCUUUCCCUGAGAUAGCUGAGCUGUUAGCAUGUGAGCACAUACUUAAUUGGGUUAUGUGGCCUCACAAUAGUAAGGUAUUAAGGUUUCUUUCAUUCAUCUCUCUUUACAAUGUGUUCAUGCUCUACAAAAAAUCCCCAAAACACUCCACUGCUACCAAAGCACUUGAUUUAAACACACUUUUAUUACUCUCACUGGCAAGUGGGACGCUGUAUGAAAUCACAGAAUAUGCAUGGAAGAAAAAAUUGUAUGUAGGGUUAAGAGGAAAUAAAACUGAAGCAAAAUAA